This is a messenger RNA of Xyrauchen texanus (razorback sucker), 6996 nucleotides long. It is a transcript of the gene furina, whose product is annotated as furin (paired basic amino acid cleaving enzyme) a. The transcript is spliced from 16 exons. Bases 631 to 3057 code for a protein of 808 amino acids. Gene Ontology annotation, cellular component: trans-Golgi network; Golgi membrane. Gene Ontology annotation, biological process: peptide hormone processing. Gene Ontology annotation, molecular function: serine-type endopeptidase activity. The record is from RefSeq and is a predicted model, not a curated record. NCBI's taxonomy places the organism in Eukaryota, Metazoa, Chordata, Actinopteri, Cypriniformes, Catostomidae.
UCCAGUCCGUAUAGGGAGGUGUAUUUUUAUAUCCCAUUGAUUUACGUGGAUCUGCCGUAUUCAAACGUUCCAGCAUGCGUUCGUAACUAUGUUGACAUUUUGGUCCAAAGGUGGCUCAGACGAAGCGGCUCUCAGUGAUGCCUCAGCGUCGCGUUACGCGAGACAACGCGAGCAAACGGACCGCAAAGUUUCCCUGUUGUACAGUAGAUGAGAGUAUCUGUGUUAAGUGUGGACUUUAGAAGUCGCUUGUCAGAGACUGCUCAGUAUAUCGGGACGUUUCAGUCUGUGUAGUCUGCCUGUCCACUUCACUCUUUCCACGGUGUCUUGAGUUUACGGUUGUUUUUUGGGGAAUAUUAGUGCCGUUUGGAUUGAGUCAGUCGCACGCAGAGUUUUCAUCCUGUCCCUGGAAAGAUUUUUGUGGACUUACCUUGUGAACAGGGAAACGGGAGAGUUUACAAAACGGGUGCGGUUGAGGUGAUUCCUAAACCGUUUUGAGUUAAUCUCUCCUGGGAUCCCUCUCUCUACAUGUGCCCAAAGCAGUGCAGAUAUUUCAGUGGGCCACUGUGCUGACGGACUUGGUAUCAUUACUAAGCAAUAGAACUCCUGCCUUGGUUUGUUCCAUAGUCUCUGAUGGAUCUCAGGCUUGUCUCAUUGACGCUGGGUACACUACUGAUUCUUGUGACCUCUGGGCCACGACCAUCUAUUGGGCAGAAGGUUUACACCAAUACAUGGGCUGUCCACAUCAUAGGCGGGGAGCAGGAAGCUAACCGGAUUGCCAGGAAGCAUGGCUUUGUAAACCACGGGAAUAUAUUUGGAGAUUACUAUAAUUUCCGGCACCAUGCGGUGAUGAAGAGGUCUUUAUCAGAGCACAGAGAAACAAAUGAUCUUCUGCACACAGAACCCCAGGUAAUGUGGGCUGAACAGCAGGUGGUGAAACAAAGGAAGAAGAGGGAUAUUUACAAUGAGCUAGCCGAUCCAAAGUUUGCACAGCAGUGGUAUUUGUACAAUGAAGAGCAUCGUGACCUCAAUGUGAAAGAAGCGUGGAAGUUGGGCGUGAGUGGACAAGGUGUCGUUGUGUCCAUAUUGGAUGAUGGGAUUGAAAAAAACCACCCAGACCUAAUUCAGAACUAUGAUCCAGAUGCUAGCUAUGACGUAAAUGAUGGUGAUCCAGACCCUCAACCACGAUACACCCAACUCAAUGAUAACAGACACGGGACACGCUGUGCUGGAGAGGUUGCUGCUGUUGCCAACAAUGGCAUCUGUGGUGUCGGGGUUGCCUACAAUGCCAAGAUCGGAGGUGUGCGCAUGUUGGAUGGAGAAGUCACUGAUGUGGUGGAAGCUCAGUCUCUCAGUCUCAACCCACAGCAUAUCGAUGUCUACAGCGCCAGCUGGGGACCUGAAGACGAUGGCAAAACGGUGGAUGGACCUGCAAAGUUGGCCAAAGAGGCUUUCCAACAUGGUGUGACAGAGGGCCGUGGAGGACGGGGCUCCAUCUUCGUGUGGGCUUCAGGGAAUGGCGGACGAGAGAAGGACAGCUGUAACUGCGACGGCUACACCAACAGCAUCUACACGCUGUCAAUCAGCAGCAGUACGCAAAGCGGCAAUGUGCCCUGGUACAGCGAGGCCUGUUCCUCCACCCUCGCCACAACCUACAGCAGUGGAGGCCUCAAUGAGAAACAGAUUAUCACUACAGACCUCAGGCAAAAGUGCACAGACUCCCACACAGGCACCUCUGCCUCAGCUCCUCUGGCAGCAGGAAUUAUCGCCUUGGCCCUGGAGGCAAAUAAAAACCUUACCUGGAGAGACAUGCAGCAUCUGGUCGUGAGGACGUCCAACCCUGCCCACCUCACCACCAAUGACUGGAAGACAAAUGGAGUGGGUCGCAGAGUAAGCCAUUCGUAUGGAUAUGGUCUGUUGGACGCUGGGGCCAUUGUGGCUCUGGCAAAGAACUGGACAAACGUCGGACCUCAGCAGAAGUGUGUCCUCUCCCUGGUGUCUGAGCCGAGGAAUAUAGGAAGUAAUUUGGUGAUUGCCAAGAAUGUGGAUGCGUGUGCCGGGACACUUGACUUUGUGAGCUCAUUAGAGCAUGCCCAAGCCCAGCUCACCCUGUCCUACAACCGCAGAGGAAAUCUGGCCAUCUAUUUGAUCAGCCCACAGGGCACCCGUUCCACGUUGCUUGCACCCAGACCUCACGAUUACUCCUCUGAGGGGUUUAAUGACUGGGGAUUCAUGACCACCCACUCCUGGGAUGAGGACCCUCGUGGAGAAUGGACCCUGGAGAUCGAGAAUGUGGCUGGAACCAGCGACUAUGGCACUCUGACUCAGUUCACGUUGGUUCUCUAUGGCACAGCCUCCAGUUUAUCUGGACCCUCCACCCCAGACUCCAGCCAGACCGCUGACAGCAGCUGCAAAACCUACGACCUCAAUCAGAUAUGUACGGAGUGUAACCCAGGGUUCUACUUGUACCAGAAGGGCUGCGUGCGAGACUGUCCAGCCGGUUUCACCCCAGGCACUCGUUCCACCUUCCCUCCCAACAACGAGGUGUUUUCUGUCCCACACCCCGCCUGCCUGCCCUGCAACGCUAUGUGCCUCACCUGCAGAGCUACGGGACCUCAGGACUGCCUCUCCUGCCCCCCUCACAGCCAUCUGGACUCUGUCACCGGCACCUGUCUGCACCAGAACCAGAUCCAGCGAGAGUCUCCAGACGGAUUGUUUCAGUCGCAAGGUGUCGGAUCGUCCAGGAACCUCCACCGAGACCUCUCCUCUCACCUGCCAGUUACCGUGGCAGUACUCAGCUGUGCCUUCAUCAUGGCUACGUUCGUGGGUGUGUUUGGCUUGCUGCAGCUACGUACCCGCAACCAGAACAAACUGCAAUCUGCGGAGGCGGGGCCAGGCUCCGGCUUACUGGUGGGGUUUGGCUUAAACCGCACUGCAGUCGCCUACAAGGGCAUCCCCAGCGUUUGGCGGGAGGACGAGGCCAAUUCGGAGUCAGAGAACGAGGAGUUUGAUAUCCACAACGAGAGGACUGCCUUCAUUAAAACACAAAGUGCUCUUUAACCCCUUGUCGCCCAUGUCCUUCCCUUUCUAGUCUCUUCUGCACUGUUGUCUAUUUUCGUGGCCACUGGUGUGUUUUCCUUACGGGGUUCAUCUGAACAUCUCACUUUCUCAGUUCCCUCCGUUUUUAUCUUGAGGGUUUUCUGUUUUUUUCAUCUCUUUCAGUUAUGAACCAUGGGUGUUUGACCUCUUGGUGCCUCUACGUGGAAAGCUUCUUAUCAUAAGUGAUGAGGUUGUGUCGAUUGUCGCAGUUUAUAAGCAGGGCUGUUCUGAAACUACAAUAAACACCUGAUUAUUGUUUAUUCUAUUCCUCUUUUGUGUUAGUUUCUCCCCGAAUGCCUAGUUUUUAAGAAACAAGGAGUGAAAAGUUUGCAUGUGAGAAACACAGCUUUUCUUAGAUUGAGUGAAACAACAUUUAUAUAAAGUCAGUCCAUUUGGCAGCAAUUUAACAUGCGGUUGGAUUCACUUGCUUUGCAGGGAGCCUUUUAGAAGAACAUAUCACUAUUUUUACAUGUUUAGGAUCUGGAGAGGAGGCCAUUUUUUUAUACAUGCACUCAUUUUUAGCGCUCCCUUCUUCCUCUAGAGCAUCUACAUUGCUGAAUUUGUGCUGUUUUGUCAUUCUGCUGACAGUUCAAGGAAUAGUUAAACCCAAAAUUAAAAUUGUCAUGUGCUCACCCUCAUGUCGUUCCACACCCUUAUGAUUUUCUUUCAUCUAUAGAACACAAAAGAUCAUAUAUUGCAGAAUGUUCACUGUGCUCUUUUGCAUAAUGGGUAUGGUGUCUGUCUAGCUCCAAGUGAUUAAAAUACACCAUAAAAGAAUCAGAAUAGUCCAUACCACUCAUACACUUCUGAAGCCACUUGCUAGUGUUGUGUGAGGAACAGAAUUAAAUUGAAAUAGUUAUGCACUCUCCUCCUCAAACUUGGCUCUCAAAUCUCCUUCAAUUCCAGUGUGACGCAUAAAGACACGCCACGGCAGGUUUGUCAUCAGUGGAGAUGCCAAAACCAAUGUCGUUUGACAGCUUGUUGACAAAUACGUCAUAUUUGAAUAGAACAUAAGCAUUAAUGAGAUUUGUGCAUGACCGAGGGAUUUUCAGGGAAGAACAAUAUCAGUACAUUCUUAACACAAAGAAUAUUGGAAUAUAUGAAACACCUGGAAUAUAUGUAGCGCACAAGACUUUUAUGGUAUGUUUACCCUAGUAAAACAGUAAGCAAAAGCAUGCACGUCAUGUGCCGAAAUUGCCCAGUGUAGGUGCUCUAUCAAAAUGGGGAAAACAGCUUCAAAAGAAAAAGUUGGCUCACUCAAAUCGUGGUCUGAUGAAAAGUUGGUUGGCUCAAAACAUCACUAAGGUGACAAUAUAUUAAAUGUCUAUUUUUGGACCUGUGGUGAAACAUUUGAAGACAUUUAGCCAUAGCAGCCUAUUUAAAUUUUUUUAAAGUAUCCACCUUUUCCUUGAACGUGGACGUGUUCCACAAUUCGCCUGUUUUCAUUUUCCAGUUUCCAGUGUUUUCACCUGCAUCUGCGUAUAUUCUUAGUUCUUAAUCGGUCAAGUAUAAAAUUUUUAGAAAUUGUCAAAAAAAUACGUGCCUCUAUAGUGCCCAUUCUUUAGAGUCGGGAUGUUUCGGGGUUUUUUUUUACACUGCCUCAGCAGAUUAUGUAGACGACAUGAAGCGAUGGUCCGAGGUUAGUUACAUUGAUAUCAUUAACUACUUUGACAGCCAACAACUGCACAAGUUGAGCUUGAAAUUCACUUUUACUCCAAAUAACACUUAAAUGGUUUGUGUUCUCUGUGUGGAUUGCUCGUUUUGGUUAGUUUUACAUUGUGUCUUGAGACCAGAAACAGAAAACAGGCAAUUAGAAUCAUCGUGAUGCCGUCCAGUGGUUACUCAGGAAAAUGGUGUUCAACAAUAGAGGGUCAUAUGGGUUUGGUAUGACAUGAUGGCUGAACUAGUCCCUUAAAAUUGCAGUAACCUUGAGCUCUCUCUUAGACAUUAUAUAGGGGAGAUAUGAUGCUAUGAUCUCUGCCAGCCUCUCCGAGCCAGCUCAGCAACAUUGAACUCUUUUGUAAUUCUGUUCUCCAAUCGUGGAUUUAAAACACUACACAAGAUCUCUGCCAAUGGCCCUUCGUAAAAAGGACAUGGCUUCCUUUUUCAUGUUUGUAGUGAUUAUCCAUUUAGUAAAUACAGUGAUCUUGGAGGUUUUCUUCUGCACAGUAUGGGUGUCUUUUAUAAAGGAAAGUAAUCAGAGAAAGGCUUAAAUGACCUCUCUCCAAGAGCAGCUAUUGGAUAAAAGUGAAUUUAUAAAAGGGUUGACUCUUUUUCAGUUUUGACUGCUAAACAGUCAUUCCAUCAGGUCAUUUUGUUUUUACUACGGUUUAUAAUUAAUAGUACGCUUGGCCCUGUCAGCUCAUCAGCGACCUGAAUAUAGUACUGUUAUUUUUCUAUUCUGAAUCGCAUAUUCAUGAUCUACAUAUUGCUCUCAUGCAGUAACUUUAAUAAGUGACAAUUGAAAAAGAUGUGAUACAUUGAAUGUUUGCAAUGGAGACCCAAAGUGUGAUGUGAAGUUUGCAUUAUUAGGUGGUCAGCCUUUCCAAAAAUAAAACUUCUCAUAGCUGCACACAACAAGAGACAAAACGGUGGCCAGUCAUAAAACACUCACUUACUACUAAUAUUUGCAGCCUUGUAAAACUUUAGCACACUGUCAUUCAUGUAGGGUAACCAAGUUGAAGCAUCUGCACAGCUCAUUUACUUUAUUUCAAGAUGCGCUCUUCAUCAAUGCCCUUUUGCAGUGCAAGGGCUGUAGACAAACAGAACAAAUUUAUUUACAUCACCCUGGAGUUUAAGGGACAUUAAAAAUUUGAGACUUCAGUAAAAUGUUUUGUGGGUCUGGUACUCCUUGUUCCUAAAUCAUAGUUAAAGACAGAUUUAAGGGUUUAAAACAUGUUAGAUUUACCCACAAGAUUUUCCAUCCCUCUCUCUCUUCUAGAGGUUAUCUAGAGUCAAAACGUUUGGCUGAAUAUUUCUUACUGAAAAUAAAUACAAUUUGCACCAUUUAAUAGAUUAAUAAAAGUCAUUGAACUGAAAGGCAAAAACUGUCCCAAUCUCCAUACAUGGUUAUAUACGUAACUGUAUAUACAUUGGAAAUUUGGUUAAAUCCGCAUGUCUUGGAAGGACUUCCUCUUCCAUCGUUUGCAAUGUUUUUAGUGAAACUGUAAUCUUGAUCACAUUAAACUAUAUCACGACCCUACAGUGCUGAUUUGGUAUUACAGCUGUCUUUUCAAGAGCUUCAAAAUUUGCAAAGGCAUGACCAAAGACCACAUAAUAAAAAUCUGCUUGGCCUAGAGUGAUAUAAUCAUUACAUAACAUAAUCAUUAAAACACUCAUUGAGUAAAAUAAUUAAUAAAGUUUGGUGUUCUUUUCAUCUUUCGCUUUUAUUUUGAGCUUUGUUGCCAUUUAUGUUGGGUUACUGUGUUUUUUUUUUUUUGUUUGUUUUUUUUGGAAGGGGGUGGUGAAUCUCUGACACUUUAAAUAAAAGUGAUUGUGGUCAAAGCACUGGUGUCAUAGCAACAGUUUUUACGCAAUAUGGUUUUACCUUGUUGCAGUGAUUCCACUGUGCUUUAUGGGCUUGAAUGUCUACUUUUGUUUGUGUUCAGGCUUUGCAGAACUUCCCUAAACCUUUUGGUCAUAGGAUUUUAUCAUCACCUUUUUUUUUUUAAUAGUCAACUGAUGCAUGUAGAUCCCCAAGUAAAAAACACCAACCAUUUGUAUGACUACCUGAGACAGGACAACUACAUAUAUAAAAAAUAAGGCCUAUUUUUGUACAAUAUAAAGUGCAUUGUCAUUUACAAGUAAUUUAAAGAUUAUUUUGCUCUGUUUAUCUUCUUUUAUUUAAUUGAUGUCAAUAUGCGAAUUAUAGAUUAUACAAAAAAUAAAGAUCUAUGCAAA